Molecule: messenger RNA, 402 nt
Organism: Soboliphyme baturini
Lineage: Eukaryota; Metazoa; Nematoda; Enoplea; Dioctophymatida; Soboliphymatidae
Source: the annotation of a GenBank genome assembly
AUGGCGGGCAAAGAGUCAAAUGCCAAAUUAGAAAAAACUAUAAUGGCGCCGAUUCGUCGGAAUGUGCUGUUCCAGUUGAACGGUAAUUGGUGCAUUGUCAUCAGCGUCGCGAUCGCGGUAGAUCACUUUGACGGUAGAGAUUUUGCUGUGGUUUUUACCGGCAUGCGUGACACAGCGUUGUCGUUAGCAUCGGAAUCGGUCCUUGUGAGAGUUAGGUCGGCAUUCACAGUUUCAGCUGGAGUUUUGACCAGCAGCGUGUCUUGCUAUGAGGCGGUGUCGAGUGACGGCCACGCUGUGAUGGAAAACUCUUUGGUUGUGAGCAUGGAAAUAAACGGCACAAUGUACCAAGGAGUUCUUUUCGCUCAACCUUCGAUCCGACUUCCCACGGUUGGCGGUCACUGA